AUGCGAGAGUAUGAGACCGAGUUUAACCAACUCAAGAGGUACGGUGGUCAUGAGCAGGUUGAAAUUCGUCGGUUCAGACCGAGAUGGAGGAUGAGCAGCCUCACCAAGUUGGUUGAGAAGGCGGCCAUGUUGGAAGAUGGUCUGGCCAAGGAAUCUCAGCAGCACUCCGAAGGGACCUCGGUACAGCAGGUACCGCAGGUGAACUCUAAACAUUGUACCAGAUCAAAACAUACUGCAGGCCGGAAGCCUGCAGGUAAAGCUUCGGGUAGUGUACGGGUGUCUCCAACCUACCAUAAGAGGCACUUGGGUCAGUACCGACAUUUACUUGGUACGUGCCUUGUGUGCGGAGGGAAGGACCAUAUGACCAGUAGCUGUCCGCAAAAGGGGAACGAUACGCAGGUGUGCUACCAGCGUGGCCAAUCGGGACACAUUCGACCGAACUGUCCAAAGCUGGCGACACAAGGGCAGAAAUGGGUCAGCGAGGUGUUGUCGUUGCCACCACCGCUGAAACGGUCGGAGAUUAUGCCUAGGGUGUACUCGAUCGCGGACGGGCAGGUGGAAGCAAGCACUUCACGGCAGAUCAUUGGGACCAUACUCAUGGGUGGUGUAGAAACUCAUGUGAUGUUCGAUACCGGGGCUACGCAUUGUUUUGUGAGUCCGUAUAUGAUUGGGAAAGGUCGAUUUCAGAAAGAACCCGGUGAUAACUUUGGGUUGGUACAAGCGGCGGGUGGUCAAGUGAUGAUGACGUACAGAGUGGUACGGAACAUCUCGGUCAUGAUGUGCGGUAUGGACAUGCCGGAAGACCUUGUCAUAUGCCGAAUGAAGUCACACGAUGUGAUACUGAGUAUGGAUUGGCUUGGGCAUCAGGCCAAUCUUGGGGAUUUUGUUGGUCUCAGCAUUACAGGCCAAACAGAUGAUCAGAACGGAUGCGAAGCUUACAUAGGUUUUAUCACCAUAGAGGAAGAAGGAUCAGAAAUGGGACUCCAGGACAUACCGGUGGUACGGGAAUUUGAGAGUGUGUUCAGACCAAUGUCCGGAUUACCACCAGCACGUUCGGGCCCAUUCACCAUUGAACUAGAACCCAGUACGGCUCCGAUAUCUAAGGCUCUGUACCGUAUGGCACCAGCGGAGAUGGCUGAACUAAAGAAAUAG
Messenger RNA from Camelina sativa (false flax), 1152 nucleotides. RefSeq lists its product as uncharacterized. The record is from RefSeq and is a predicted model, not a curated record. Gene Ontology annotation, molecular function: zinc ion binding; nucleic acid binding. NCBI's taxonomy places the organism in Eukaryota, Viridiplantae, Streptophyta, Magnoliopsida, Brassicales, Brassicaceae.